AUGGUACGGCGGGAGCACUGUUGGCCUCGGGGAAGCUUUGGUGGAGGAUGUGAUCUUGAGCGGCUGGAAGCACCUCGGUGGCGGGAAAAGGAAGUGCAGAUUUCACAUCGCUGUGAAAACAUGAGCCGAGAUUUCAAACCCGGAGACUUGAUCUUUGCUAAGAUGAAAGGUUAUCCCCAUUGGCCAGCCAGGGUGGAUGAAAUUCCAGAUGGAGCAGUAAAACCUCCUAUGAAUAAAAUGCCUAUAUUCUUUUUUGGCACUCAUGAAACGGCAUUCUUGGGACCAAAGGAUAUAUUUCCUUAUUAUGAAAAUAAAGAAAAAUAUGGCAAACCAAAUAAAAGAAAGGGCUUUAACGAAGGAUUAUGGGAAAUUGACAACAAUCCCAAAGUGAAAUUCUCUCAUCAGCAAUCCCAUCCAGCUGUUAACAGUGCUUUCAAAGAAACUAUUUGCGGAAGUUGUCAAGAGUCUGCUGAGGGCAAUGAAGAAAAAGAAGCCAAAAGGAAGAAGUCUGUUAUUUCCAAAUCAUCAAGUAAACAGGAUAGUAAUUUACCUACAGAAGACAGAGAGAUGGGUACUGUCAAAGAAGAAGACAUCCCAUUUGAAAAGCUCAGUAGGAAAGAUGUGAUGAAAAAAAAUGAUAUAUGCAUUCCUAAAGUUGUCAGAAGAGGAAGGAAGAGAAAGGUUGACAGGCAGGCUGAAGCUGUGGAAGCUGCAGUGGUAGCAACUGCAGUAGCUGUGACUCAAAAAGUAAGCCCUAAAAGAGGAAGACCAGCAGCUACUGAAGUAAAGGUUCCAAAACCAAGAGGGAGACCCAAAUUGGUGAAAACACCUUGUCCUUCAGAGACCAACAUUGUUCAUGAAGAGGAGAAGACAAAGAAAAAAGGAUUGGAAGUAAAGACAAAAAAACAAGGGAAAAAAGAUGAGGAGAGUCAGAAGGAAGAAGACAAAUCGAGGGAGGAAUUUGACAGAAGAGAAGCAAAGAGGGAGACUGAACCAAAAAGGAGAAAUACUUCCCAAGUGGGUUCUGCAUCAGCAUCUGAUUCUGAAGAGGAUGAAGGAGAACACGAAGAUGAUAAAAAGAAAAGAGGAGGGAGAAACUUUCAAGGCGCUCAUAGAAGAGGCACGUUACAAGGCCAAUAUGAGAGAGAACUGGCAGAAAGAAAGUGUAAGCAAGAGGAGCAAAAGGAAUCUGAGCCGCAAAAUAAAGAAGGUAAGAAAUCAGAAGUUAAGAGGAUGGAGAAGAAGAGAGAAAUAUCGAUGGAUUCAAGGCUUCAAAGGAUACAUGCAGAAAUUAAAAACUCACUCAAAAUUGAUAAUCUAAAUGUGAACAGGUGUAUUGAGGCGCUUGAUGAGCUUGCUUCCCUUCAGGUCACAAUGCAGCAAGCUCAAAAACACACGGAGAUGAUUUUAACUCUAAAGAAGAUACGGAAGUUCAAAGUUAGCCAAGUUAUCAUGGAAAAGUCUACAAUGCUCUAUAACAAGUUCAAGACCAUGUUUCUAGUUGGAGAAGGAGAUUCUGUUCUUUCACAGGUACUAAAUAAAUCACUUGCUGAGCAGAAGCAGCAUGAGGAAACCAAAAAGCCCAAAGAACAUUGGAAGAAAGGUCCAACUAAAAAAAUAGAAAAGGAAAAAGAUCUAACAGGUGCAAAGACACUAAAUGGAGGAUCUGAAACUCAGGACAUCAACCAAACACAACAGAAUGGAGAGAACAGUAAGGAAAAGAAAGAGAAGCAUGAAACUGACACUAAGAAAAAGUGA
Messenger RNA from Cuculus canorus (common cuckoo), 1758 nucleotides. RefSeq names its product lens epithelium-derived growth factor-like. Gene Ontology annotation, biological process: regulation of transcription by RNA polymerase II. Gene Ontology annotation, cellular component: nucleus. Gene Ontology annotation, molecular function: transcription coregulator activity; double-stranded DNA binding. The record is from RefSeq and is a predicted model, not a curated record. The coding region runs from base 1 to 1758 and encodes 585 amino acids. The transcript has 17 exons. Lineage: Eukaryota; Metazoa; Chordata; Aves; Cuculiformes; Cuculidae.